Puccinia triticina is the source of this 897-nucleotide messenger RNA. RefSeq lists its product as uncharacterized. The record is from RefSeq and is a predicted model, not a curated record. NCBI's taxonomy places the organism in Eukaryota, Fungi, Basidiomycota, Pucciniomycetes, Pucciniales, Pucciniaceae. Bases 1 to 897 code for a protein of 298 amino acids. The transcript is spliced from 3 exons.
AUGUUGUCCAUGCGCCUCGCUGUCGUUAUAGUCCUCCUGCUCGGGCAGGUAGUUCAUCAAUCGGCUGCGGCCCCGAUGUACAGCGAACCGGUCUCGACAUUCGAACGGUUCCCCAAAAAGUUAAACGACGCGAUUGCAUUGGCGUACAGCAGACCUUUUGACCCAGCAAACUUACCGAAGAAGAAGACCGCAUGGUCGCGGAUGAAGAAUAUGGUCGGCUUGGGCAGGAAACCGAAAAACAAAGACAAGCAAGUUGAAGAAGAAGUAACAGAAACUCGAGAAGAGGUCGAAUCCUCAGCAGCUUCUUCACCUACUCCGAGUCAUGGCUCCCCCGCACACGAAGGAGGACACGAUUAUUCUGCAGAGGACCCAGACUUGGUCCAAGCGCUGCGAGACCGUCUGAAUCUAAACACGAAUCGCGGCGGAGAAGUUGCGCAAGGUGGAAGCUCUUACGACGGUGGCCAAGCUGCGCAUGAUGGAUACCCCAGUGCCGGUGGAUACGCCGGCUACGGUGCAGGCACUCAUAACGCUCCAGCCUAUAAUUCCCCACCUCGUACAUACGAUCAAAGCACUCAUUACACUCCUGGCUAUACCCCACCUUAUGGCCACCAUCAACCCAUUCUAAGCUAUAAUAUCCCACCCUAUCGCUACAACCCAAGCAACAACUGGGACAGUUCCUCGAGCGGCGGUUAUCAGGUUACACAUCCCCAAUAUUACGCGAAUGACCAAGGUUACCAAAAUUCGUGGAACAACUACAAGGUUGUACAAUCCGACCCCAUCCAUGUAGAUCAAGAUCUUGUGAACGCACUUGACGUUUUUGGUCCAGAUACCCGCCAAUACGCUGAAGCCAAUAGGUGGGAACAAUAUGGCAACCAUCCUAACCCGGGAUACUAUUAA